AUGUCACUAAAAGCCAGCAAAGUACCUCAGAAAUGGAAAUCCGCUAAUUUAUUACCACUCCCUAAAGAAUCACCAUUAAAUUCGUGCAACCAGUUAAGACCAAUCUCUCUGACGGACAUCAUCAUGAGACUAUUCGAGAAGUGCGUGUAUAAAUCUGAAAUCGAACCUAUCACAAGAAAUAACAUUGGUCCUGACCAAUUUGCUUAUAAAAAGGGUCACAACUCGACUAUGGCUCUGAUUAAAUCCCAACAUCAAUGGCUAGAGUGGCUGGAUAAAAACGCUAAUUAUGUUAGAGUGCUGUCGUUCGAUUUUAGCAAAGCAUUUGACAGUGUGCCCCACGAUCUUUUGUUUGAAAAAGUUAAAAAGCUACCCAUUAAUCCGUAUGUGGUGAACUGGUUAAUUAGCUUUCUAGAAAAUAGAAUACAAAGAGUAAUGGUUGAUGGAAUGGUUACAGAAUAUUUAUAUAUUAAUCGUGGUGUCCCUCAAGGUACUGUUUUAGGCCCAGUUCUUUUCUCAAUAAUGGUUGAUGAUAUUAAAACUGCUGAUCCUAGUAAUGCGUUAGUCAAAUUUGCUGACGAUUUGACGUUAGGAGUGCCUGGCAACGAAAGUGGUGACACAUCUCGAUCUGAAGCUGCCUGUUUACAGGAUUGGGCGGAAGAGAAUAGAAUGCCUUUAAACUUGGAAAAAACGUACGAAAUGGUUGUUCGCAGACACACCUCUGUAGUUUUGCCCGAGCUUAUCCCUUCAAUUAAGCGAAAAACAUGGCUAAAACUUUUAGGAGUUACUCUACAAGAUAAUCCGUGCAACUGGGAUUUGCACUUCGAAGAAAUGCUCAAAAAAGCAAGUGGACGAAUGUACAUUAUGAGAGUUUGCAAAUACUAUGGACUAUCAAUUAAACAAUUAGAUCUGCUGUUUGAUAGCCUAAUUAUGUCGAUAUUCACUUUUGCUGUUGAGCUGUGGGGUUGUGCAUAUGACGGUAAAUAUUUGAACCAAAUAGAUAAAUUCAUUAAACGUGCACAUAAGAAUGGUUAUAUAUCAAAACGAACACACAUUAAAGAAAUACGUGAUAAGAGAGAUAAGAAACUGUGGAACAAAAUAACAUCAACUGAGGACAAUGCAUUGUUUGAACUGCUGCCGGAAAAAAGAAGUAGGUUACUUAGGCCUAGAGGGCAUGAGUAUGAACUCCCCCUAGUGAGAACAGAAAGAUUCAAAGGUCGUUCAUAA
Paramuricea clavata is the source of this 1224-nucleotide messenger RNA. The record is from the annotation of a GenBank genome assembly. NCBI's taxonomy places the organism in Eukaryota, Metazoa, Cnidaria, Anthozoa, Malacalcyonacea, Plexauridae.